Molecule: messenger RNA, 2734 nt
Organism: Abrus precatorius (Indian licorice)
Lineage: Eukaryota; Viridiplantae; Streptophyta; Magnoliopsida; Fabales; Fabaceae
Exons: 6
Coding region: 431-2470 (679 amino acids)
Biological process (GO): protein transport
Source: RefSeq, a predicted model, not a curated record
UGAUCAUAUCCUACUUUUUCCACGGGGGAUGUUAUUAUAACAAUUUGUAAAAUUGACAAAUGUCCCAAAAAGUGAAGUGGGCUGGAGCAGUUGUUUAGCAAAGAGACCACAACUGUCUCCUUUUUCAUUCUCUCAAAGUCCCACUAAUUUGUCAUUGUCUACCUCUUCAAUUCACUCUCUUCUAGAUUAUCUCCACAAAACUAGACACCAACUAUAUUUGUGGUGGUUUAGUUAUUUCCAUGAUCUUCCCUCACUUUUUUCUCAUUACUACUACUACUGUGUGUCCUCAACCAAGUGCAUCUUCAUCAGACACUGCUAUCAGGUUUUAGAUAUGUUUGACAUAUUGUUCGGUUGGUCCAAAGCAUCAAAAUGGUAACUAUACUAAUACUACUUGUAAAUCAAAAACCUGAGAUUAUGUUGAUUAGAAGUUAUGCAUGAGUUCAAGUGUUUUUUUGUUUUGGAUUUAUUGGUUUUUAGUAAGAAGGUGAUCAAAAGAGCACGGUGUCGGCUCAAGCUACUCAAGAACAAGAGGCAGGCAAUAGCAAGGCAACUGCGAAAAGAUUUGGCUGAGCUAAUACAAAGUGGCCAUGAAGAAACUGCUAUUAACCGGGUUGAGCAGCUUAUGGAAGAUGAAAGCCUAGUAGCUGCAUAUGAAAUGUUAGAUCACUUCUGUGAAUUUAUCCUUAUGCAACUCUCCUAUAUCCGGAGGCACAAGGACUGUCCAAAUGAUAUUAACGAAGCAAUUUCUAGUCUUAUAUUUGCUUCUGCAAGAUGUGGGGACAUUCCUGAGCUAUGUGUCAUCAGGAAGCUCUUUGGAAAACGUUAUGGUGAGAGGUUUGCAACUACAGCUGUGGAGUUAUUUCGAGGGAAUCUUGUAAACAAACAGUUAAAAGAGAAUUUGUCAAUUAAGUCUGUGCCAGAUGAUCUUAAGUACAAAAUGGUAGAUGAAAUAGCGAGGGACAACUGUCUCCAACCACAGGUUUUAGCCAUACAAUACUACCCUGAUUGGCAACAAGUGCAGCUGAAUGAAAACAGAGAGUUUCAACUAGCGGAAAGUGAUGCCCAAGUAAUUGAAACAAUGGCAGGAUCUAAAGUCCACCCUUCAGAGAUUGAAGAGAUAAAAAGAGAUGUCACAUGUGUUAAUUCAUCUAUUUCCAAACCAACUAACUCUUGUUCUCUGCCGGAAUCUAGUUUUGCUGAUUAUACUUCCGCAAUGGUGUCAUCGGUUCAGCAAUAUCCCCCAUAUAUCCUGAGAUGUCCUUUGGAAAAGAAAGUAGUUGAGAUUGACUUUCCUAAGCUACUUUCUUCUGUAAAUAUUGAUCUGCAAAAGAAGGGGGAAAGCAUGGCUGUAACAGCUUCUACCCAAAGAGUAAGUUUCCCUUCCUAUGCUGAAGAAAUGGAAGAUUAUGUGAAAGACAUUAAGGAAUGCCAAUUUUCUAUACCAAAAGAUGGUGCCUGCCAGGAUCAACUGCUAUUUAAGUUCAGAUAUUCUGGUAUGUCCAGGAGGGAAAUAACUCAAUUUCUUUAUGAUGAUGAUGAUGUUGAUAUGGGUCAAGAUGAAUCCGAGAGUGACAAGUCAAGCACAAGGACCUCAAGAAAGAGCAAAAGGGCACCUUUGAAAAGACUACGAAGGAGAUCAUCCUCCUUAGAAAACUUAGGCCUUAUGGAUAUUGGAUACAUGAUAUAUUAUAACAAGCCAUGCAGAAGUCCCUCUUCUCAUAAGCAUGGCACUCACCACCACAGACAGCACCAUAAGCCUUCCCUAGAAGGAAUCCCCCCAUCAAGUUAUGCCAAGAAAAGACUAAUGCUAAAUAGUUUCUCUGGAAAGGAAAAGGUUUUACAGUCAUGUCAGAGCAAAGAUUGCACAAGGAGAAAAAUUUUCAACUUAAAAAUGAGUGGCUCCUGCUUGGACCAGCCUAGUUACUUUUGCCUUUAUGAUGAUAAAGACUGUUUGGAUUUGGAGGCUAAAUCAAUGCAUCCAAAGAGAGGGAUUGAAGCCACACAUGUUCAGCAUGGAGUUCUGCAUGGUGAAUGUUGUCAUUGCCAACCCUUUUGGGAUGAUGGAAUUGAAUUGGUUACCAUUCCUCAAAGACCAAAUAGGAGGAGUUAUAGUGGUGCAGCUGAGUAUCAUGUAUUUAACUACCCAGAUUGCCAAGCUAGUAACAUAAACAUUGAAACAAAAGCAGAGAUUUAUACUUCCCCCAAUGUUUCCAAUCCAAGGACUAGUGAUUCCUUAACAAGAAUAGAAACAGAAGCUCCCUAUUCAAGGGCCAUGACUAUGCCCCAAGAGCGGCAUAGAAAUAGCAAAGACAAGAUGUUACGGACAUUUUCAUGUCCUUCUCAACAUCCUAAUCAUGUCCAUCCCAAGUUGCCAGACUAUGAUGACAUAGCUGCCAAGUUCACUGCUCUCAAGAGAGGGCGCCUGGAAACAAAGACUGCAAUAGGGACCAAAACAACUAGAGCAGAGUAGCCAUAUAUACAGUAUUUGUAUAGUACUGGCAUAUUAAAUUUUGAAUCACCCAUUAAGAUAGCUUUGUAUGAGAUUGUUUUUAGAUAUUACUAGCACUAAAUAUUCUUUGGCAUUCGACCAUGUAGGAUUACAAUAGUUAAUUUUCACUGGUAGUAAUAAAUAUGGGAGGAAUACACAUCUACCAUUUGUAAAUUUGCUGAUUACUUCGCCCACGAGUAUUGUUGUGAGAUUUGAGUUAAAUUAAUGUUAGUGUUAAUGUUAACU